Molecule: messenger RNA, 3009 nt
Organism: Ictalurus punctatus (channel catfish)
Lineage: Eukaryota; Metazoa; Chordata; Actinopteri; Siluriformes; Ictaluridae
Gene: pabpc1b
Product: poly A binding protein, cytoplasmic 1 b
Exons: 15
Coding region: 640-2541 (633 amino acids)
Cellular component (GO): ribonucleoprotein complex; nucleus; cytosol
Molecular function (GO): mRNA 3'-UTR binding; poly(A) binding; poly(U) RNA binding
Source: RefSeq, a predicted model, not a curated record
UUAAACCCUCCCCGAAACCCCCGGCUGUUAGUGCGGUGUGAGUGCGUGUGUGCUCCGGAGCUAGCCUCGGCACACGUUCUAUAAAAAAUUAAAAAUCCAAAAAAAAUUUAAAAAACCUUAAAAACUCUUAAAAAAUUUCCUUUUCUUUUUUUUUGUAAUAAUAAAAAAAAACAAACAACAAACCAUCGGUGAAGCAGGAGCUGCUCGGUCUCGGAACAUCACAGAGGACAAACUUGGUAGAACUCAGAACCUACGCGUUUAACUUAGCUUAGCUUAUCUGUCAAGGCCCGAUUUAACUGUAACCAAAACGACAUUUUGAAAGAGGAAAAAAUAAAACAUUCGUAUUUUUAAAAGUAAGCCUUGACGCGUUGAUUUGAACUUUUUGAUUUCUUACAUUUAUUUGGAGUUUUAAACACAUUUUAAAGCCCGGUUUUUAAUUCGUGAUCUUUUUUUUUUUUUUUUUUUUUUUUCUCGGCUAAGCUAACUGACUAAAACUGUUCGACGGGAAGGCGCGUGCGCGUCACGUUUCGAAUCUUCGCUCUUUUUGCUCGCGCCGACGCGGAUUAACAAAGUUUUUUUUUUUUAUUAUUAUUUUUUUUUUAGAUUUUUUUUUAUUUUAAAAUACAAGCCAAAAACAAGAUGAACCCCAGCGCUCCUAGCUACCCGAUGGCCUCCCUGUAUGUCGGAGACCUUCACUCAGACGUGACCGAGGCCAUGCUGUAUGAGAAGUUCAGCCCGGCCGGCGCCAUCCUCUCCAUCCGCGUGUGCAGGGACAUGAUCACGCGCCGCUCCCUCGGCUACGCCUACGUCAACUUCCAGCAGCCCGCGGACGCCGAGCGCGCUCUAGACACCAUGAACUUCGACGUCAUCAAAGGCAGACCUGUGCGCAUCAUGUGGUCCCAGCGUGACCCGUCGCUGAGGAAAAGCGGUGUUGGGAACAUCUUCAUUAAGAACUUGGACAAGUCGAUCGAUAACAAGGCCCUGUACGACACCUUCUCCGCGUUCGGCAACAUUCUGUCCUGCAAGGUCGUUUGUGAUGAAAACGGCUCGAAGGGUUACGGCUUUGUGCACUUUGAGACCCAGGAGGCGGCCGAAAGAGCCAUCGAGAAAAUGAACGGCAUGUUGCUCAACGACAGGAAAGUGUUUGUGGGCCGCUUCAAAUCUCGCAAAGAACGCGAGGCUGAGCUCGGAGCCAGAGCUAAGGAGUUCACCAACGUCUACAUCAAGAACUUCGGAGAGGACAUGGACGACGAGAAACUGAAGGAGGUCUUUAGUAAAUACGGUAACGCUAUGAGUAUCCGUGUCAUGACUGACGACGGCGGCAAAUCCAGAGGCUUUGGCUUUGUGAGCUUCGAGAGGCACGAGGAUGCUCAAAAGGCCGUGGACGAGAUGAACGGGAAGGAGCUGAACGGGAAGCUGAUCUACGUGGGCCGCGCUCAGAAGAAAGUGGAACGUCAGACCGAACUCAAGCGCAAGUUCGAGCAGAUGAAGCAGGAUCGGAUGACGCGCUACCAGGGCGUCAACCUGUACGUGAAAAACCUGGACGACGGCAUCGACGACGAACGCCUGCGCAAGGAGUUCUCUCCUUUUGGAACAAUCACCAGUGCUAAGGUCAUGAUGGACGGCGGACGCAGUAAAGGGUUCGGCUUCGUCUGUUUCUCCUCCCCCGAGGAGGCCACUAAAGCCGUGACUGAGAUGAACGGUCGUAUCGUUGCCACCAAACCGCUGUACGUGGCGCUGGCUCAGCGUAAAGAGGAACGCCAAGCGCAUCUAACCAAUCAGUACAUGCAGAGGAUGGCCAGCGUUCGCGCUGUACCGAAUCCCGUGCUCAACCCGUACCAGCCCGCGCCACCGUCUGGAUAUUUCAUGGCUGCCAUUCCUCAGGCCCAGAACAGAGCCGCGUAUUAUCCCACUAGUCAGCUUGCACAGCUCCGCCCGAGUCCACGCUGGACUGCGCAGGGUGUCCGACCUCAGCACUUCCAGAACAUGCAAGCCACCAUGAGGCCGUCAGCCCCGAGGCCACAGACCUUCAGCACAAUGAGACCUGCUUCUCAGGUUCCUCGCAUGAUGUCCACUCAACGCGUGGGUGAGUUUGUACCUUCACGUUUAUCACCUACUCCUGCGGCGGCUGCAGCACCGGUGCGCACCAUCCCGCAGUACAAGUACACGGCCAGUGUGCGUAACCCUCAGCAGCACAUCAACACCCAGCCUCAGGUCUCCAUGCAGCAGCCUGCAGUGCACGUGCAGGGUCAGGAGCCUCUGACGGCAUCCAUGCUGGCUGCAGCUCCACCUCAGGAGCAGAAGCAAAUGCUGGGUGAGCGUCUCUUCCCUCUGAUCCAGAACAUGCACUCGGACCUGGCAGGGAAGAUCACAGGCAUGCUGCUGGAGAUAGACAACUCUGAGCUGCUGCACAUGCUCGAGUCUCCCGAGUCUCUGCGCUCCAAGGUUGAUGAAGCUGUUGCUGUGCUUAAGGCUCACCAGGCAAAAGAAGCUGCUCAGCAGAAAAACGUGACCAACUCCAUCGGCGUGCCAAGCGUCUAAGCCGAGGGCCGACAUCUUUCAAACUCGCUUCACCGAGGGGGGAUAAAAACCAUAUUAAACAUCGAAAAAUACACCGAAAACACUGCAAAAAGAUAGAGAUUUAAAGAAAAAACAAACAAAAAUAACAACGGAACGGAACUCUGCCAGGCCUGAGGAGGAUAAAGCCAGGCCUAGUCAAUUAUCUUUUUAAAAAAUCUGGAGGAAAAAAAAAAAGAGAAAAAUGGCAUAAAAAUGAAGAGAAAAAAAAAGGAAAAUUGGGGGUUUUAGAGAAAAAUUCCAUAAAAAGUAUAGAGCAGAGGGGGUGGAACCAAGACCCUCUAGCAUUCCUUAUUUUAUUCAUUUUAUUCCUCGCCUGCUGUGAGUUCGGUUCUGGGUACGAAGAGGAGAACCGCACGGGCGAACAAUGUGAACAAUUCUGCGGAGUUGAAAAUGUGCUUGCUGAAAUAAAGUUAAAUUCUGAAUCAUUAA